UCCGCGGGGCUCCUGCGAGGCUCGCUCGGGUUGCCAGAGAGCUGCACCUGGAAGAUGCGCCUGGGGACGGCGGGCACUUUGAGGACCGUGGUCUUCUUCUUCGCCUCCAUAUGUGCAUGGUACUCCGGGUACCUGCUCGCAGAGCUCAUUCCAGAAGUCUCCUUGACCAGUGCUGUCUAUAACCUCAGGAGCCUCUCGGAGAAGCCCCUCCUGAAGGCCCCGGCCCCUAAAAGGCAGAAAUGCGACCACUGGACCCCGUGCCCCUUGAACACCUACGCCUAUCGCCUGCUCAGCGGGGGCGGCAAGGACAAGUUUGCCAAAAUCUGCUUCGAAGAUGAGCUGCUCGUGGGAGAAAAGACUAGAAAUGUUGGAAGAGGAAUAAAUAUUGCCAUUGUCAAUUAUGUGACUGGGAAAGCGAUAGCAUCACGGUAUUUUGAUAUGUUUGAAGGUGAUAACUCUGAACCGAUGGUGACCUUCAUUCAGAGUGCACCUCCCAAGUCCCUGCUCUUCAUGGUGACCCAAGACGACGGUGCGAGCAGGCUGAAGGAGGACGCCAAGAAGGUCAUAGAAGCACUUGGAAGUAAACAAAUCAAGAACAUCCGGUUCAGGUCCAGCUGGGUGUUUCUCACAGCAAAAGGCUUCAAGCUUCCUGCAGAAAUUCAGAGAGAAAAUAUCAACCACUCUGAUAGCGCAAGGAACAGAUACUCUGGCUGGCCGGCAGAGGUGCAGAUAGAAGGCUGCAUACCGAAACCACCGAGCUAACGUUGCACGCAGCCCUAAUAAACGUGUGAUGUGUA
Molecule: messenger RNA, 797 nt
Organism: Enhydra lutris kenyoni (northern sea otter)
Lineage: Eukaryota; Metazoa; Chordata; Mammalia; Carnivora; Mustelidae
Gene: FAM3B
Product: family with sequence similarity 3 member B
Exons: 8
Coding region: 55-762 (235 amino acids)
Source: RefSeq, a predicted model, not a curated record